Paramormyrops kingsleyae is the source of this 942-nucleotide messenger RNA. It is a transcript of the gene cks1b, whose product is annotated as CDC28 protein kinase regulatory subunit 1B. Gene Ontology annotation, molecular function: cyclin-dependent protein serine/threonine kinase regulator activity. NCBI's taxonomy places the organism in Eukaryota, Metazoa, Chordata, Actinopteri, Osteoglossiformes, Mormyridae. The record is from RefSeq and is a predicted model, not a curated record.
UGGAUUGGUCGGAUGGUUUGAAAAUUCAAGGGCGGAAUCUUCGAAGCCACAGAGCUAGGAAGUGAUAGAGUGCUGGGGAGGAACCGAAAUAUUUGUAAAAGCGAGCUAAACGAAUAAAUGAAAGAAUAAACAAGUUAUACCUGAUCAAUCUCUAUACGUUGCACAAAUACGCAAUUUUGGAUACUGCGUAGGUUUGAGGGAUAAUCUGUCUUCUUCCGUCUUAUGAAGAAGGACUCGGCAGCACUCCAAGUGGUUUAGUCAUGUCACAGAAGCAGAUUUACUACUCGGAUAAAUACGACGAUGAAAAGUUCGAGUACAGGCACGUGAUGCUGCCCAAGGACAUAGCCAAGCGCGUUCCGAAAACGCACCUAAUGUCGGAAACAGAGUGGAGAAACCUGGGUGUCCAGCAGAGUCAGGGCUGGGUGCACUACAUGAUUCACCAGCCUGAGCCCCACAUCCUGCUGUUCAGACGCCCUCGACCGCCUGCGGCCUCACAGUGAUGCACGACAGGAAACCGGCAUGCGGCCCAAGUGUAAGCGGAGUGGAUGGGACAGGCCUGUGGAAUCACGGUGCUAUGUGGCGUCCCCAGACGUGUGGGCUUUGUCUUGACCCAGGCCAUUUCCCCAAACCCAUUCCAGGCAGCCUGCUAAAUCCCAGCACUUGUGCUAAUGCUGGGUGUUUGUGAAUUUUUCAGCAGAGUUUACUCUGCUGAAAGUCCUGGGCUUUGUUUAGCCAUUGGAGGAAUGCUGCUUCCCUGGAUCAUUUGAGCACUGAUGAAUGUGUAAUAUGAUGUUUGUUUACAUUUUGCGUAAUUCAUAUAGUGCACAAGUAAUGACACUUUUAUUGUACUUUUCCCAUUGGAUGAAUUGCAGUGAUUAACCUUUGCCAGUGUUACUUGUUUGAUUCAUAAUAAAAAGUCUGAAGUGAUGUGUUUGUACCGAA